AUGCGGUCCAACGUUCUAGCUACAUCCCUUUUCCUCCUCCCCAUAUCCGCCCUCCAAAUCCCCUCCAUCUUCGCACCCUUCUACGAAACACACACCGAAUCCCUCAUCCUCUCCAACGAAACGCUAAUAUCAGCAGAAAACGAACCCCACGACCUGUUAAAGAGAGAUGGCUCUUGCCCAGCCAACUUCGGCUCUUGCUCAACCCUCAAUGCGAAAUACGGAGGCGCCUGCUGCACAGCAGGUUCGAUAUGUACUACCGACAAAGCGAAGAACAUAGCUUGCUGUCCGACAGGUGCAACAUGUACCGGGACCCUGGCCGCUGCUACUGCCGCUUCGACAACUGGAACUGGAGGAGCAGUGCUAGGAGGGACUACAGCUACAGCCAGCUCGAAUUCCGCAACUACAACAACGACAAACUCGGGCAGUUCGGCGUCAAUAACUGGCACUGCAUCUUACCCCAGCAACCCCUACUUCCCAUUCCCCUACAUCGCAACCUCAUACCCCAACUCGGCAGCCUGCAACACGGCGUUCCUCGCCUGCCAGACCAACUACGCAGCCUGCACGGCCGACCUUCAGGGCGGCAGCGGCUCCAACUUCGCUGUGACCAUCAUAGCGCCGUCGGGUGGGGGCGUGACGGUUAGUCCGAGCGUGCAGAGCUUGGGGACUGCGAGCGCGACGAGCAUCUGUAGUUCGCUGAGUAGCGAGGCGUGUUUCAAUAUCCAGAGUGCCAAUUGUGCGCAGUUUGGGAGUGGGGAGGGAGGCAGCUUU
Molecule: messenger RNA, 768 nt
Organism: Lachnellula hyalina
Lineage: Eukaryota; Fungi; Ascomycota; Leotiomycetes; Helotiales; Lachnaceae
Exons: 1
Source: RefSeq, a predicted model, not a curated record